AUGGAUUCCUUUGGAACACCUAAAUCAGAAGAUGACCAGUCAGUAGUCAGCAGAAUGCAAAAGAAAUACUGGAAAACCAAGCAAGUCCUAAUCAAAGCAACAGGAAAAAAAGAAGAUGAGCAUGUGGUAGCCUCUGAUGCAGAGUUGGAUGCCAAACUAGAGGUUUUUCACUCUAUUCAAGAGACGUGUACUGAGCUUCUGAAGAUUAUUGAGAAAUAUCAGCAAAGACUCAAUGCUAUAUCUGAGGAAGAAAAUGAACUUGGACUCUUUUUAAAGUUUCAAGCAGAACGGGAUAUAACUCAAGCUGGCAAAAUGAUGGAUGCCACUGGCAAGACACUCUGUUCUUCAGCCAACCAAAGAUUAGCCCUAUGUACUCCUUUGUCUCGUCUUGAGCAAGAAGUAGCAACUUUUAGUCAGAGGGCCGUAUCUGAUACCUUGAUGACAAUCAAUCGAAUGGAGCAGGCCCGCAUAGAAUACAGAGGGGCUUUGCUUUGGAUGAAAGAUGUAUCCCAAGAACUAGACCCAGACACGUCUAAACAAAUGGAAAAAUUCAGAAAAGUGCAGAUGCAAGUGAGAAAUACCAAAACUUCUUUUGACAAGUUAAAGAUGGAUGUUUGUCAAAAGGUGGAUUUACUCGGAGCUAGUCGCUGCAAUUUGUUAUCCCAUUCACUUACUACCUACCAGAGAACACUGCUUGGAUUCUGGGAGAAAACAGCUCGAAUGAUGGCCAGAAUCCAUGAAGAAUUUACAGGCUUCCGUCCAUAUGAUUUUGUUGCACUAAAGCGACUCCAGGAGCCUCCAAGCAAGCUUACUGAAGAACACAAAGAGAACACAGUAGAAAAUAGUCCUCUUACUGCUAAUCUUGACAAGCUGAUUUUGUUGGAUGAGGAAACAAGUGAAAAGAGAAGCGAAACAGCAACAGAAGCUCGCAAAGAAAACCAUUUUCCAGUGAAUGAGUUUGAAGCCCCUCUGCUUUCUGGGCCUGAAAGUGUUGCCAAAGAUCUCCUUAUAGACUCUUUGGAAGGAGAGGACUUUGAGAAGGAAUUCUCGUUUCUGAACAACCUGCUGAGCCCGAGCCUAGGGCCGGCCCCGGACGCCGCCCUGGGGGCAGAGGCUCUGGCCGAGUCAUCCCGCUUCCUCCCCUCACAGCUCUUUGACCUGGACCGCCAUGCAGCGGGGACUUUCAGCGGCUGGACCUCCCAGGGGGAGUCAGGACAUUCCUCUUCUCUCGCAGAUUCUGAUGACCGUCCAGUGCCUUUGCAGAGUAAACCAAAGAAAUCGGCCAUUUCCCCAGCAGGCGGGAGCACCCAGGACAUGUCGGCCUGGUUCAGCCUCUUUGCGGACCUGGAUCCCCUCUCGAACCCGGAUGCCAUCGGACACUCGGACGAUGAACUCCUUAAUGCCUGA
Messenger RNA from Gracilinanus agilis (Agile Gracile Mouse Opossum), 1407 nucleotides. RefSeq names its product islet cell autoantigen 1 like (gene ICA1L). The record is from RefSeq and is a predicted model, not a curated record. The transcript has 12 exons. Gene Ontology annotation, cellular component: Golgi apparatus. Gene Ontology annotation, biological process: regulation of transport. Bases 1 to 1407 code for a protein of 468 amino acids. Lineage: Eukaryota; Metazoa; Chordata; Mammalia; Didelphimorphia; Didelphidae. Gene Ontology annotation, molecular function: protein domain specific binding.